Sphaerodactylus townsendi is the source of this 4734-nucleotide messenger RNA. It is a transcript of the gene SGSM2, whose product is annotated as small G protein signaling modulator 2. Gene Ontology annotation, molecular function: GTPase activator activity. Bases 67 to 2733 code for a protein of 888 amino acids. The record is from RefSeq and is a predicted model, not a curated record. NCBI's taxonomy places the organism in Eukaryota, Metazoa, Chordata, Lepidosauria, Squamata, Sphaerodactylidae. The transcript has 21 exons.
GGCUCGGCGGGCCGGCGGGCGGGCGGCGUCUCUGCCCCGCGGGCGUGCAGGGGAAGCAGCGGCGCCAUGAGCGGCCCGGAGCAGCAGGGGGCCAAGGAGCGGCUCCUCUGGAACGUCAAGAAGGAGGUGAAACAGAUCAUGGAAGAGGCCGUCACCCGGAAAUUUGUGCACGAGGACAGCAGCCACAUCAUUGCGCUGUGUGGAGUAGUUGAAGCAUGCCUUCUGCACAUGCUCAAACGACGGGCCGCUGGCUUUCUGCGGACUGACAAGAUUGCUGCCCUCUUCACCAAGGUUGGCAAGACGUACGAUGUGGCGGAUGAGAUAUGCAGGAAAGUGCAGGACCUGCUGCAGCAAGUCGAUGGCAGAUGUGAGCUGCAUCUGAGCCCCCGCGGGACAGGGCUGAAAGACGACAUGGAGGCCCUCCCCGGCUACCUCUCCCUUCAUCAGUCCACCGAUUCUUUGACUUUAAAAUGGACGCCAAACCAGCUCAUGAAUGGGACUCUGGGAGAUUCGGAGCUUGAGAAAAGCGUCUACUGGGAUUAUGCCUUGAUUGUCCCCUUCAGCCAGAUUGUCUGCAUCCACUGCCACCAACAACCAGAAAGAGGUGGUAUCUUGGUGCUGGUGAGCCAGGAUGGCAUCCAGAGACCCCCCCUUCAUUUCCCACCUGGGGGACACCUCCUCGCCUUCCUCUCCUGCCUCGAGAAUGGCCUCUUGCCUCGUGGACAGCUGGAGCCUCCCCUGUGGUCGCAACAGGGAAAGGGCAAAGUUUUCCCAAAGCUUCGGAAACGGAACAGCCACAACAGGUCUGUGGAUCUGGAAGAACUGCCUGUGGUGGCAGCUGCUACUGAUUAUGUCUUCAGAAUUAUUUACCCGGGGCACAGACAUGAAAACAUAACUAUUAACUACCACCACUUAGCUGCCAGCCGCUCUACCUCCGUCGACGAUGACGAGGAGGAAGAAGAUAAGCUGCACGCAAUGCUAUCCAUGAUCUGCUCUCGGAACCUCACAGAUCCUAAAAGGAUGAAAGAUGUUGCCGAUGCGGUGGAGAUCCAGGGAUUCGGCACCAGCUUGUUGCCAUGGCAGCUGGAGCCCUGCAGCCAAGGGUCCUCGUGCCUGUCGUGUUCAACAAGCAGCUCUCCCUACGACCUGCCCAGCUGCUGCAGCUGCAUCCACGACAGAACCCCUCUGAAAAUGCUGUGCGAAAGUAUGAAGAGGCAAAUUGUUUCCAGAGCUUUUUAUGGCUGGCUUGCCUAUUGCCGCCAUUUGUCCACAGUGCGAAUGCACUUGUCUGCUCUGGUGAAUCACACCAUUAUCCCGCCCGACAAACCCACAGAUGCUUCAGGAGGCCUGACCAAAGAGGGGUGGAGCAAAUAUCAGAAGGACAAGAAGAAUUACAAGGAAUUGGAGCUGCUCCGACGGGUGUACUAUGGUGGGGUGCAGCAUGAAAUCCGGAAGGACGUGUGGCCCUUCUUACUGGGGCACUAUAAGUUCGGCAUGACCAAGAAGGAGAUGGAUCGGGUGGACGAGGAAAUGACCCUCCAGUACGCCAAGGUCAUGGCUGAGUGGAAGGCCUGCGAGAGGAUUGUGAAGCUGCGGGAGAAGGAGUCCCAAACGGCCACCAAGUUCUCCUCCGGCAGCAGCAUCGACAGCCACGUGCAGCGGCUGAUCCACAGGGACUCCACCAUCAGCAAUGACGUCUUUAUGUCUGUGGAGGAAAUGGACUCUGUGGCACGAGAGUUGAAACCCCUGGCGGAGCCGUCUUUGCCGGGAGGGAGCGUUGAUGCGCCCACAGUGGUAGCCGUGCUGGAGCAGCAGCCCUCCGUGGAAUUCGACUCUCCGGACUCCGGACUUCCUUCCUCCCGGAAUUACUCGGUCACCUCAGGCAUCCUUUCCAGCAUCGACGAUGGGGCCGAGGAAGAAAGUGGCGUCGAUCCACAGAGGCCAGACACAGAGCGUGCGCAGAAAGCGAAGGGCUUGGAAUCUGAGGAGUCGCUGUGCUCCCCGCUGGAGAGGAAGGCGCCUGCAGAGGAGAGCAUUUCUGUUUGUUCUGCAGCUUAUACGAUAGAAAUGUUGGACACUGUUGCCUUAAACUUGCACAGAAUCGAUAAAGAUGUCCAAAGGUGCGAUCGAAAUUAUUGGUACUUUACUGCUGAAAACCUGGAGAAACUUCGGAACAUCAUGUGCAGUUAUGUUUGGGAACAUUUAGAUGUUGGUUACGUUCAAGGAAUGUGUGACCUUCUGGCUCCCCUGAUGGUUAUACUCGACAAGGAUGAACUGGCUUACAGCUGUUUCACUCACCUGAUGAAGAGAAUGAGCCAGAAUUUCCCCAAUGGGGGUGCCAUGGACACCCACUUUGCAAACAUGCGGUCGCUUAUCCAGAUUCUGGAUUCUGAGCUUUUUGAACUAAUGCAUCAGAAUGGGGAUUACACCCAUUUUUAUUUCUGCUACCGUUGGUUUCUGCUGGAUUUUAAACGAGAACUGUUGUACGAGGAUGUAUUUGCAGUGUGGGAAGUUAUUUGGUCAGCAAAGCACAUCUCUUCAGAACAUUUUGUCCUUUUCAUUGCCUUAGCACUGGUGGAGCUCUACCGAGAGAUUAUCCGUGAUAACAACAUGGACUUCACCGACAUCAUCAAGUUUUUUAAUGAAAUGGCAGAACAUCACAAUGCCCAGGAAAUCCUGCAAAUAGCUCGGGACUUAGUCUGCAGAGUUCAAACGCUCAUUGAGAACAAGUGAGCCUGGCUGCUGCGAGGCAGGAGAGCUGAGGGGGGUCACUCCAAAGCCUUUCUUGGACUAUUGAAAGGGAAAGCUGCGAGGGGGGCGGAGCGUCCGGGCCCUGCCCCUCCAUCUGGCAUUCCAACAGCAUCUUCCACGUAAUGUACUAAAUAUUCCAGAGAUUUCAAGAGACUUUUAAAUAACAGAUUUUUUCCUCCACUAUGAGAUGAAUUGUAAUGUCUUAGUCCACAUUCCAGAUUUGUAUUUCGGAGCCCAAAUUAUUCAUUCAGUUCAUUGAAUUUCUCCAGCUUCAGGAAGCAUCUACUGGCACCCAACCAUUACUUGUGGGGGUGUGGAGAAGAAAAAUGGUUUCUUCUGGGUACCUUUUGCUGUGCUGUCGUUUUGCAAAACAGUCUUGUCUGUCCGUUAUUCCACCUCUGAUGUGUGAACAUUUUAGCCCGCCUUUGGUUUACCACGUCCAGUUCCUGCCUUGGGAGAGGAGGGACUUCCUGCUGAAGGUGUGAGCAAGAAUUCUUUCAGAACUGUGCAAGUAUUACAGCUUGUGAGAGUGGGAGGUAAUCCAGAAGGAAAAAAGGUUUGCAGGAGAAGCAGCGCCGUCGUCUGGCUUCAGGGCUCCGAUAUCUUAGGAGAAAUGGAAGCCCUGGGAAUUUCCCCAAACUUUUCUGCACAAUCAUGAGGGCUAAAACUAUUUUAUUAUUUUAAAGAUGAGGAACAACAACAAAAAGGUUGUUGUGGAAGGGAGCUGCAAACUCUUAUAUCUGAUUUCAUGAUCACUUCUCAGUGGCCCCUGGGAAAUCUUGCAUCUGGAUCCCUCUGUGUCCAGUGGAAUUUUGGGUGUGUGGGUGUGUGGGUGUGUUUUAAUUAAUCUAUUUAUUUUUGGAAUGCAUGGAAGGCUUCUUCCGAAUGCCCUCAUCUUUGUACUUCUGGCAUGCCAGCUGGUUCUCAACUCCCCCGUUAUUUGAGGUUUUUCCCCACUUGUGCCAAGUCUGCAUCCCAACAGUUCUGCCAGCCCCCAGCCCGCCCAGGGAGAGAAAUGUGCGCUAUGAUGCUGUGUCUCAUUUUCAUGCAGUUGACAGGUGAGGUCUUAAAAUCUUGGGAUCCCAACUCCGGAGGGAUCCCUGUUUGAUUGUUUUUUAAAAAAACCCAACAAGCAAAUAUUUGCACACAACACAGCUAGCAGUGAUAGAUUGUACAGUUUGUGAGUUGACUAUAGACAUUGAAGGGACUGGGUCUCAGUAAUGCCCCAGUACAUCUUCAAGUAAGCCUCAUGUCCAGGCAAGGAUGCAUUCAUAAAAGCUAAUCAGCAUUUGUACAGUUGCUUCCCUAAUCUGUUCAGGGAUAGCUAUUGACUACAUAUUGAAUAUUGAAAACCCUACACGAGCGACCAGCUUCCAGAUAUAUUCUGGCUUCGAAAAUCUGCAAAGCUUUCUCUUGCUGCAAAAAUAUUCAAUAUUUAGACAAUGGCUAUCCCUAUACAGAUUAAGGAAGCAACUGUACAAGUGCUGAUUAGCUUUUAUGAAUGCAUCCUUGCCUGGACGUGAGACUAACUCGAAGAUGUACUGGGGGAUUACUGAGACCCAAUCCCUUCAAUGUCUAUACUGUAGAUUUAGUCAACUCACAAAUAGUAUCACUGUUAGCCACAUUGUGUGCAAAUAUUUGCUUGGUUGGUUAUUCUUGUUGCAACCCCCCCCCCCCCCCCCCCGUAUUGUAUACACUAACAACCCCCCCCCCCCAGAACACUGCACUACAUAUUGGGAGAAUGUAUUAUACGACACUUUACUAUGUGAAAAAACCCUCCACAAAGAAUUUAUCUGUGCAGAUUUUGUUGUACCUGUUCCUCUAACCGCCUGCCUAAUUGUAUUUUAUGAAUCUUGUGUAUUGCCUUAUUUAUUUAUUUAUUUAUUUAUUUAUGGUCAGGGACAGAAUAUUUUUCUUCACGGCUCAAGAGUUUAUCUUUGCAGUGCAAUGUACUGAUUAAAAAUAUAAAUAUAUAUAUAUGUA